UAAUGAAACCCUACCCUGAUCCAGCCUGAUCAUUUUGUUUUGGAAUUGAUGAAAACAACAUUCCUCGCUCUGUCAACAGUUUCUUUUGUUCGUUAGCAAAGAUUUUGCUGGCAUUGACCAGGUCUUACGCAUUCACUAAAUUUAGCACACAAAAAUAGCUCAAAGCCAUCAAUCUCUAACUUGCGAAUCACAAAAUUAAAGCUGACUAUUGGUUAAUAUGGUUAACUCCCCCAUAAGCUCAUAACGAAGAUGACAGCCUCAUAUUACAUGCUAUUGUUUUUACCUCAAUCCCAAGCCUCUCUUUCUUGGUGGUGGUCGUGGUGGUAGUGGUGGUUUUUUUUUUUUUUUUUUUUAUGCUUUUUGCUGCUGGCUGUGGCCAUUGAUGGUGACUCCACCGGCACGAAAAGUGAUGGUGGUAGCUGACCCGACUCCCCACUCAGCGGCAGCCCUCCAAUAUGCUCUUUCCCAUGCAUUGCUAGAACAAGAUGAGCUGAUUCUUUUUCAUAUUGAAAACCCCAAUUCAUGGAAAAACACAUUCUCUACUUUCCUAAGGAGACCAAGUUUUCCUUCUGCUGCCACAGCUCCUAAUUCCGUCCUUGAAGGAGCUUCAACUGAUAUAGAUUUUCUUGACCAAAUGAAACGUGCAUGUGAAAUUGCUCAGCCUAAAAUCCCUGUACGUAUAGAAAAAACUGACAUGGAUGGCAAGGAUAAGGCUACUGUAAUCCUUUCUAAGAGCAAAGCUCUAGGAAUUGAUCUCAUUAUCAUUGGGCAAAGGCGGAGUCUCUCUUCAGCAUUACUUGGAUAUAGGCUGCCUAGCGGGUCAAUGAGAGGACCAAAACUGAUAGACACAGCAGAUUAUUUGAUUGACAACAGCCCAUGCACCUGUGUUGGAGUGCAGAAAAAGGGACAAAAUGGUGGCUAUGUCCUCAACUCGAAGACCCAUAAAAAUUUCUGGCUUUUGGCAUAAUUUGCACUUACAUUUAAUCAAGUACCAUUCGAUCGGUCAUAGCUUUUGAUUAUCACCAGAUCUCGCUAUAUCUUACAAAUUUGUCAUUUGUUUGCUAACUUUUCAAUUCAAUCCCUUCUUUUCCUUCUCUGUAGUGAUUAAAAAUGUUCCGUAUGUAUGUUUUUCU
Messenger RNA from Durio zibethinus, 1133 nucleotides. RefSeq lists its product as uncharacterized. The record is from RefSeq and is a predicted model, not a curated record. Lineage: Eukaryota; Viridiplantae; Streptophyta; Magnoliopsida; Malvales; Malvaceae.